Saccostrea echinata is the source of this 513-nucleotide messenger RNA. RefSeq lists its product as uncharacterized. The record is from RefSeq and is a predicted model, not a curated record. The transcript has a single exon. Lineage: Eukaryota; Metazoa; Mollusca; Bivalvia; Ostreida; Ostreidae. The annotation marks the transcript as partial.
UGUGUGACAAGUCAGCAAUGCAACGAUGUAAGUAAACAUCCAGAAGAGAAAUUAAUCGUUGAAAGCGCAAAUGAGCCCCUCAAACAGCUUGAGAAAAGUUUGAGAGAGAAAACGUUAGAACAUGAGACAAAACAGAAAGGAAUUGACUCCGUAAAAAACUCUUUCAGUUAGUAAAUUAGAGGAUAUUUAAUUAACAGGGACAAAGGAAAAUAUUUACUAAAAACUGCAAAUGGGCAUUACGUGCCAACAUCCAGCAUUGUCAACAUUGACACGGCAAAACUUGAGAAACAUUUUCAUGGAAAGGUGGCGGAUGACUUGGAGCAGAUAUUGCGCAUUUUUCCCACAAUAAAAGAGUAUUUUGACAGCGGCCAUCCCAGACCUCGGAAUCUUGGUAAUUCAGCUUGGCUCAUUCUGGAGGUGAACUCUGUACAGUUUUCUGUGGCACUAAGGAGGCUCCCAAGUCAAAAAAACCCAUAUCCCUGGGGGGAGUUAAUGUUUUACAUACGUGUGUAA